Musa acuminata subsp. malaccensis (wild Malaysian banana) is the source of this 1818-nucleotide messenger RNA. RefSeq names its product exosome complex component RRP45B. Gene Ontology annotation, biological process: TRAMP-dependent tRNA surveillance pathway; nuclear polyadenylation-dependent rRNA catabolic process; nuclear polyadenylation-dependent mRNA catabolic process. The record is from RefSeq and is a predicted model, not a curated record. Lineage: Eukaryota; Viridiplantae; Streptophyta; Magnoliopsida; Zingiberales; Musaceae. Gene Ontology annotation, molecular function: mRNA 3'-UTR AU-rich region binding. Gene Ontology annotation, cellular component: cytoplasmic exosome (RNase complex); nuclear exosome (RNase complex).
CAAAACCCUAGCUGAAGACACGGCAUGCUUCCUUCUUGCGUUCCCAAAUCCCUCCUUUUCUCCUUCGAAAUCCCACCGCGCUCCACAGAUUCUUGAUUGAUCUCAAUCGCUAUCCUUCUUGUUGCGCCGCUGUCGUCACAGAUUCGAGGGUGAGGAGAGGGCAAAUGGAGCAGAGAUUGGCGAGCACCUGGCGGAUGACAGUCAACGAGAGGAAGUUUGUGGAGACCGCGCUCGCUUCCGACCUCCGUGUUGACGGCCGCCGCCCGUUCGACUACCGCCGCUUGACCAUUAAGUUCGGCAGAGAAGAUGGUUCUUCAGAGGUGCAACUAGGUCAGACUCAUGUUAUAGGCUUUGUGACUUCUCAGCUGGUGCAACCUUAUCGAGAUAGACCAAACGAAGGGACUCUUUCUAUAUUUACUGAAUUUUCACCAAUGGCUGAUCCUUCUUUUGAGGCAGGGCGCCCUGGUGAAUCUGCUAUCGAACUUGGUCGCGUCGUGGAUCGUGGUCUUCGGGAAAGUAGGGCUGUGGAUAUGGAGUCAUUAUGUGUUGUUGCAGGGAAAUCAGUGUGGUCCAUUCGUGUGGAUCUCCAUAUUCUUGAUAAUGGAGGGAAUCUCAUCGAUGCUGCCAAUAUUGCUGCUUUGGCUGCUCUAUCGACAUUUCGCAGACCUGAAUGUACAUUAGGAGGAGAAAAUGGUCAGGACAUUAUUGUUCAUGACCCCGAGGUUAUGGAGCCACUCACAUUGAUAAUUCAUCAUCUUCCUGUAGCAGUGACCUUUGCUUUUUUUAGUGAGGGUAACAUCAUGGUGAUUGAUCCAACACAUAAAGAAGAGGUUGUUAUGGGAGGAAGAAUGACUGCUACAGUGAACUCAAAUGGUGAUGUUUGUGCGGUUCAAAAAGCUGGCGGAGAGGGUGUGACACCAAACAUGAUUAUGCAGUGCUUACGAAUUGCUUCUGUGAAAGCUGCUGAUAUCACAAGUAAAAUAAAGAAUGCAGUAGAGACAUACAAUACUGAGAGAACGUUACGGAAGGUUAAGCGUCAUUCAUCGACAGUGACACAACAAGUUAGUGUUCCAGAUGUUAUCAUGAAGGACAAGCAAGCCGAGAAUAUAAUAAGACAUCAAGAAGAAAUGAUACAACAUGAACCGGACAGAAGCUCCAAUUGUGAUGAUGAAAUGACAGUUGAUACUAGGACAUGUAUAAAGACAGAGAGCAACCGCAAAGACAGAUGCACUGAUCCAUUUGUUGGUGGCCCUUCAAAUUGGGACCCAUAUCUGAAUAAACUUUCUUCAAAUUUAGUUGGAAAAUCUCAAGAUUUACUUGGUCCUUUAACGAUUAGUAAGGAACAACAAGAAGAAUCAAAAAGCAACAAAAUGGCAGUCGAGAACAGUCCUGAGCAUGCAACAAUAUCUUCUAAUUCUGAAACACUUGGAGUUUCAGGGCCGAGGCAGCAAACUGAUGUUGCAAAGAGUUUGAAAGAUGCUGUCAAGUCAAAAGCUAGAAAGAAGAGCAAAACAUCUGCUACUACCAGUUGAACUAGAUCUGUGCAGAUGAACCACCGAAUGCAGUGCCUUUUAAUGUCGGUUUCAAGCCCUGUUGAUGAAUUUUGUAGGAACUUUAUCUGUUGUCUCCUUAAUUACCGACUUGAUUUUUGUUGUGAAAUGUACCAAAUAACAUUGAUAUCGGUAGGAUAGAGAGCUACUUUGGUUGCCACGGGUAUGUACCUGAAGCUUCCUAGGAUCUCAAUUCAUUGUGUUGGCAAAUGUAUACAUGUCUCUUGAAAUUUUAGGCCUCUGAGGGAGCCACUUAAACUGGUAGUGA